Messenger RNA from Cylindrotheca closterium, 1440 nucleotides. The record is from the annotation of a GenBank genome assembly. Lineage: Eukaryota; Bacillariophyta; Bacillariophyceae; Bacillariales; Bacillariaceae.
AUGCCUCGUUCUUCAAUGCAACGCCUCACGAUACCGGUUCCAUCCGAGUCUUCUUCUUCCAAUAAUUCUAAUAGUAAUAAUGCAGAGAACACCAAGAACCAGCAUGGAGUUCUGGAAGCUUCCGUUCUCUCAGCGUACGAUCUGCCUCGUUCGGAGGCUCCAUCACAUAUCAGCAUUACAAUUGGUGACAUUGUGCAAGAUUCAGGACCUCCCAUGAGAAAGAACAGGGGCCGAAACACGUAUCGAUUCAGCGGCAACAACAAUAAUGAUAAUGCAACGUCAUCGAGUUCAAACAAGACGACGAUGGAUGAUGAUAGCGGCAUUGUCCGACUAAGUGCACCAAUUCCAAAGUUUUUCAAGUCGAAUUUGCAAGUGAAGGUAGUCUACAAGAACCAGCCUUCGAAACUAUUGGUGGGGGAUUACGAUCUGAAUCAAUUGAGGGUAUGGGAACGUCAAUGGGUCAUACUCACACUGUCGGAUCCAUCCAAACCAAUACCGUCCACAGCCAUUGUCACCACCAUGGACGAUGACGACGACGAGAAUGAAUCCCCCAACUCGACGCCGACUCGACGUCAGGCUCGUGGUGGCGGGGGUGAUACACCUCCGACAUUUCGAAUGGCACUCCACCUCAGUGCACCCUAUCGACCAGAGAUUUCUUCGGUGUUGGCAUUUUCCAAGACAUGGUUUGAAAUGGUGGACAAGCUUCAGGAACAUGUGGAAGAAAUAUGGGGAAAGCUUCCUACUCUUCCAUUUGACAAUAUCUAUCUGGCUCUUCCGGCGGUACCCAUCCUGGCAAUCCUGGUGGUGUCUUCACCGAUCCUGAUCGGUGUCUUGAUUGCGGGAUUGCCGUUUCUCUUGCCGCUAAUGGUUGCCAUUAUGGCAAUGUUCUUUAGUGUCAUUUCUGGAAUUGGCUUUGUCUGCGCAAGUUCCAAGGGUGGACGCGCCUUUCUGAAGGACUUGUUGGAACCAGUGACGGAACCCCUAUUUCACAGUCGGUCGGGUCAGUCCUUGCUGUACGAGAUUGGUCCUCGACCGACACCCGUCCAUAUUGCAAAACUUUUACUGCCUUCUGGUAUAUGGUCGACUCUGGCGGUAUCCUUGGCAAUCGAUUUCAUUGGGUCUGCUUCGUAUCUGUUGCCGUUGGUGGGAGAAGCAUUUGAUCUGCUCUGGGCGCCACUACAGACAGUUCUCAUUAUUGCUUUGUACGAAACGGAAGAUUGGGGAUAUCCCAGCCUGAAAUAUGUUAGCUUCUUUGAGGAAGCCUUGCCCUUUACCGAUAUUAUUCCUACUGCGACGAUUGGAUGGAGUUUGUUGUACCUGGCACCACUGGUAUUGGGAAAAGCCGGGGCUGUCACGGUGGGACAGGCAAUCAUGGCCAGAACGAAUGCGGAAACACGAACUGCACUUACCGCUGAACCCACAAAUGUCCAAUGGGCCUGA